AUGAAACAUAUUCCGUUGCUUAUGUUGGGCCUCGGCCUCCAAAUUGCCAGCUGCCAGGAGUCCAACAAUAGCCAUUCUGCUGCUACAAUUUAUAACGAGGAGCAUUUUGGUCAUCAAUUUUCUGAGUGUGCUUCCCAAGUUUCUAGCGAUCUUGGUGGAUCAGCAUUGGACCUCAAUGGCGAAGACCGUUGUCAGUUGCACAGGGCCGUCUUUGAUAAAUGCUCUGGAGACUUGAAACACACCGAUCCGAUGUACUACUUUGUUGCGAGACUGUUGAAGGACGAGUACUGCAGGGUGGGACAUUCAGGUUCUGCCGAAGUCGCCGUCGGCGGAAGGGUUAUCGACCAUAUUGUGCGGAUGCUGAGCAAGGGGACACGGAGAGACUUGAAGGUGUUUUUCGAGGCCACUGAGGUCAGUUCGUCUGCACGGUUGACCAAACGCGGCAACCCGUUCGAGUUCAAGAUCAGUGAGGACAGAAAGUCAACGAACAACGCUGAACAGAAGAGCUCGGAGGAUGAAGCCAAAACCCGGGCCCUGGAGAGGUACAUCAACCGACGCGUCGAAAAAGCCAAGGCCGAGAACUUAAAACUGCCCGACGGCAGAGUGGUCGACGAGGCCAGAAAGGUGACGAGCGUCUCGAAGCCAAAUAUGAAGACCACUCAAACGGACCAAAAGCUGAGACCAACGAGUCCUCCAAAACCAAAGAAGCAGGGAAAGAACAGCGGCAAGCAAGCCCAGCCUGCUACUCCACUGACCGGUCGUCUCCCAGAGCCCGUGAAAACCGCCCCGGCCAAGGCAGGCAACCUCGGAGUUUCUGACCAUGGCAUCUUUGACAAAAUUCGCGACAAGAUUGCAAAGCACACGGGCCAUCUUGACGGCGACGACUGCGACGACGAAAGUCCUCCUCCCGAGACCGUGGAGGUGACGACGACGCAGAUUAAAAAAAAGGUGCGCACCGAGACAGAAACAGAGACAGAGUACGACACGGAAACAGCAACAGACACUACUACGGUGUACAAGAUUACGCAUCUCCCAACCACGAUGUACCAGUUUCUGACGAAGCACAAGUGGGACCUGCUCACGAAGACAGAGUACGAGUACGUCACCGACACCGAGUACGACACAGUCACCAAAACGUGUUUCGAUAUCGAGACCAAGACAGAAAGAGAGCUGGACAUCGAGCAUACGACCAAGACGGUUGCGAAAAAGACAAUCACCAUGUAUGACACAGACACGGAGACAACGACAGAGACAGAAAUCGAGUGCAAAACCACAACCAAGGAGAAGACCAAGACGGUGCCUACGACACAGCUGUCCACGACCACACAGACGGCCACCACUACGCAGACUACCACCGUCACAACGUCCAUUACCGGUUCCGGCUCGGUCACGUUGACGUCGACCGUGACGCUGUUCAACGAGUUCACGUCGCGUUUCUGUUCAAUUCUCGGCCGCCUGGGUGUCGACUGUCCGUCGAUUCCGCUGCCCACUCUGGGGGCCAUGCAGCUGCAACGGCGUGAUUUCGCAGAGCCAACGGGAAUUGUCUCCACGGACCACUUCAGCGUGCCGGCAUUGGCUGCCACAACUGCCGCCGAGGCCAGCAGGCUGUACACGACGGCCAGAGUCUCCGCAUUCACAAACACCACCCUGCAGACUAGCACGGUGGCCGCCUCUUCAACGGCUCGAAACGCGACGUUCCACAACGCUGCCGGUGCGGCGCCGGACGGAAGCUUGUCUGUCGUGGUGAGCGUGGUUGGUUUCGCAUAUGCCGUUCACUGCUUCAUGUUCGCGUGA
Messenger RNA from Ogataea haglerorum, 1794 nucleotides. RefSeq lists its product as uncharacterized. The record is from RefSeq and is a predicted model, not a curated record. The coding region runs from base 1 to 1794 and encodes 597 amino acids. The transcript has a single exon. NCBI's taxonomy places the organism in Eukaryota, Fungi, Ascomycota, Pichiomycetes, Pichiales, Pichiaceae.